This is a messenger RNA of Mesorhabditis belari, 1368 nucleotides long. The record is from the annotation of a GenBank genome assembly. Lineage: Eukaryota; Metazoa; Nematoda; Chromadorea; Rhabditida; Rhabditidae.
AUGAUCACUCGAACAAACCGUCAGCUAUUCAAUAAUGGAAAACGUUGGAGGACGGCGGCGGCGUCGAUGAAGAAUUACUUCUUCCCGGAAACGAUCGUCACAACACUUCCCAAUGGAUUUCGGGUGGCCACCGAGGAUAUUCACAUACCGACUGCUACCAUUGGCGUUUGGAUUGAUGCGGGAAGCCGUUAUGAAAAUGAGACAAAUAAUGGAACGGCUCAUUUCCUCGAACAUAUGGCUUUUAAGGGUACCUCUCGACGAUCACAAGUAAAUCUCGAGUUAGAAGUGGAGAAUAUUGGAGCCCAUUUGAAUGCAUACACGUCACGCGAGCAAACCGUCUACUAUGCUAAAUGUUUUUCGAAAGAUUUGGAUAAUUCUGUCGACAUCUUAUCGGAUAUUCUUUUGCACAGUCUACUAGGGAAGAGAGAAAUCGAGAUUGAACGUGGUGUCAUUCUUCGAGAACAAGAAGAGGUGGAACAAAAUUUUCAAGAAGUCGUCUUUGACCAUCUUCACACAGCUGCUUUUAAAGAUAACCCACUCUCAAUGACCAUUCUUGGAUCGACCAAUAAUAUCAAAACCAUCACAAGACAGCAUUUGGUCGACUACAUUAAGACACACUAUCGAUCGGGGAGAAUGGUGCUUGCUGCUUCGGGAGGAGUAAAGCAUGAUCAGGUUGUUCGUCUUGCCGAGAAAUACUUUGGAGAGUUGCCUAUUGGAAGUGCCGAAUCGGCGUUUAUCCCAGCUCAAUUCAAACCGUGUGAGCUUAAAUUCCCGGUGAACGAGCAAGAGAAAUGUUAUGGGGCAAUUUCUGUCGAAGGCACUUCAUGGUCACAUCAUGAUACAUUGACGUUGAUGGUGGCGAACACUAUGCUUGGUGAAUUUGAUCGCUAUCGAGGUGGGGCUUUCAGCAUGUCAAGAUUAGCGGCUCGACUUGCUCAGAAUACUGGAAUUUUAUCUUUUCAAUGUUUUAACACUUGUUAUAAAGAUACGGGAUUGACCGGUAUUUACUUUUCCGCGCAAAAGGAAGCUGUUUCUGCACUUGUUGAGGCGAUAAUAGCUGAAUGGAAAUGGUUAGCAACAGCAGUUGAUAAAGCGUCCGUGGAAAGAGGAAAGAAAACAUUAUUGACGAAUCUUUUAUUGAUGCUCGAUGGAACAACUCCAGUUACUGAAGAUAUUGGCCGACAAUUGCUUUGUUAUGGAAGAAGGAUUCCUGUUCCCGAAUUGGAAUACAGAAUAAAUUCAAUCAGCGUCGAAAAUGUGCGCGAUGUUUGCGCGAGGACAUUUUGCAAUAAAAAGUUAGCGACAACAUACGUCGGUGCAACGGACUCUGUGCCGGAUAACAGCGGAAUUGAGUCGAUGCUCAAGCUA